Molecule: messenger RNA, 1480 nt
Organism: Ichthyophthirius multifiliis
Lineage: Eukaryota; Ciliophora; Oligohymenophorea; Hymenostomatida
Product: ribosomal phosphoprotein, putative
Exons: 3
Biological process (GO): cytoplasmic translation; ribosomal large subunit assembly
Cellular component (GO): cytosolic large ribosomal subunit
Molecular function (GO): large ribosomal subunit rRNA binding; structural constituent of ribosome
Source: RefSeq, a predicted model, not a curated record
AUGCUAAAAUAUAGAUACAUUAAUAUUAAAUUUUUAAAAUAUAUUUAAUAGUAUUCUUUAAUAAUAUAAAAUAUAUAGUAAAUAAAAUAUAUAAUAAAUAAAAUAUAUAAUAAAUAUUUUAUUUAUAUAUUACUUUUCAUAUAUUUAUAUUAUUAUAUUUAUAUACUUUUAUUAUUAAUAAUUUUUAUAUUUAAAGAUUUAAAUUUAAAAGAGUUUAAAUAUAUCUAUUUAUUAUUAAAAAUAAACAUAUUAAAUCAAAUUAAAAAAAUCAAUAAAUGCCGCCCGUUAAAAUCGACAAGAAAUCUAAAAAAAACGAUUUUAUUAGGAGAUUUUAUGAAUUACUUUCCAAAUAUGACUAAAUUGCUUUUAGCACUUUAGAAAAUGUCGGUGCAUUAUAACUUUAAAAAAUCAGAGGUCUUUAGGAUAAAACAACAUUUUAGUUAUUGGAAAAAAUGUAAAAAAUUUAAACAUAUAAAAUAUAUAUUGCAACAAUAACAAAAAUUAAUAUAAAAUUAAAUAAAAAAUAAAAAUAGACAGUCAUUAGAAAAGCCAUAUAACUUAAAGCUAAUCCCCUCCCAGAAGAUGAAAAAUUAUGAUUGGUUCAGAUAAUUCGGACCUGAAAAACCUUAAUUGAAAAUAUUACUUGAAGGAAACUAUUUAAAGAACAAGAUUGGAUAUAUUUUCCACAACGAAUCUAUUUCAGUAUUAAAGCCUAAAAUCGAAUCAUUUAUAGUUCCUGCUCCUGCUAGAGUUGGCACUAUUGCUUAAAAAGACGUCUUUAUUCCUCCAGGUCCUACUAAUAUGGAUCCUUCAUAGAUUAACUUUUUCCACGCUUUAUAAAUAUCCACAAAAAUCUAAAAAGGUUAAAUCGAAAUUACUAAAGAAGUUCAUGUAUGUGUUAAAGGUAAAAAAUCGGAAACUCUGAAGUUGCUUUACUUGAAAAAAUGAAUGUCUAACCUUUCUCCUACGGUAUGAAUGUAUAUCUUGAUUAUGAUAAUGGAGAUAUACUUAAUGAAGCUAAUCUUUCUAUUGGAACUGAUUAAAUUCUUGCCAAUUUCUCUUCUGGUCUUAAAAAUAUUGCCGCUUUAUCAUUAGAAUGUGGAUACGUUACUGAUGUUGCUGUUCCUCAUUUAAUUGCUAAUGCCUUUAAAAAUCUUGCUGCUAUUGGGCUUGAAACUGGAUAUAAAUUUAAAUAAAUUGAAAAUGCUGGUUAAGCUCCUGUUCAUGCUGCUGCUGCAUAAGCUCCUGCUGCUAAGGCUGCUGCUAAAGAAUAACCUAAAGUUGAAGAAAAAGAACCGGAAGAAGAUUAUGAUAUGGGUGAUCUUUUUGGUUGAUUUUCCUAUUGAGAUGUUUGUAUUAAGUUAUCUUUUUUUUUUUUAUUUAUCUUAAAAAAGAAAAUAUUAAAAAUUAAAGUUUUUUUUAUGUUAUAAUAUAAAAAUUUUUUGUUUUAAACUGUACAUUUAUUUAAACCGAAAUAACA